AUGACAGGAUUUGUUAGUUUAGGGUUCCCAGGCACACAUAUUGUGAAGCCACCUAAAUUUCUAGCACCCAUGCCGCCAAGUCCUUUCAAUUGCAGUUACUUGAGUCUGUUUUACGAAAAAACUAUGAGCGUUGCAUUUCCAUUAACUGUUGCAACUGUAUACUUCACUUCAGUUCACUAUCUUAAUACAGUGGUCAGAAGUAGGCAAUUGAAAAAGGCCGGCAAAACUAAAGAUACUUUGACAGAGGUCGAACUCAAGAAGUUACCUGCUGCACCACUUGCGUGCACUAAAACAGUUUUGUUUAAGCUCUUCGUAAUGAUCCACAACUUGUUUUUAUGCUUAUACUCAGUCUGGACAUUGUUGGGAAUGUGUUCUUCCAUGCGCAGAACUAUGAAAGAAAUCUCACAAAUUCUUCCGUCGAAUGGUAAGGUAGGUACUUUCUUUGAGGCUGCUUGCGAUUUGCAAUAUGGGUUUUUUGCAAAAAACUCUACAUUUUACCGCUUACAGAUGUAUGGAUGGUGGUUCUACGUCUCCAAGUUUUAUGAGGUUGUCGACACUAUAAUCAUUUUACUUAAAGGAAAACCUUCCAGUUUGUUGCAAAGUUACCACCAUGCUGGUGCAAUGAUGUGCAUGUGGGCAGGCGUAAGGUUCCAGUCUCCGCCGAUCUGGAUUUUUGUGGUGUUUAAUUCCUUUAUCCACUCAUUAAUGUACCUUUACUUCUUCUUAUCUAGUCUCAAGAUCAGAGUACCUAAUUCUUUUAAAAGGACUUUAACAUUGAUGCAAAUCACUCAAUUUGUUGCAGGGGGUUCUCUUGCUGUGUUGCAUGCAUUUAUAUGGUAUACCGACAUUUCCACGAACAGCUCUGUCAAUUGCCUUACAACUGCCGAACAAGCACUUCCAUUAUACAUUAAUGUUGCCUACCUAACACCUUUGACUGGUUUGUUUGCCGCAUUCUAUAUUGACAGUUAUCUUAAGAGAACUGCGCGUAAAUGA
Molecule: messenger RNA, 993 nt
Organism: Priceomyces carsonii
Lineage: Eukaryota; Fungi; Ascomycota; Pichiomycetes; Serinales; Debaryomycetaceae
Exons: 1
Coding region: 1-993 (330 amino acids)
Biological process (GO): fatty acid elongation, saturated fatty acid; sphingolipid biosynthetic process; very long-chain fatty acid biosynthetic process
Cellular component (GO): endoplasmic reticulum membrane
Molecular function (GO): fatty acid elongase activity
Source: RefSeq, a predicted model, not a curated record